CUUCUCGAUUCUUUUCUUUCUUCUACUGAUCUCUGUUCGUCAUUUCUCCUCCACAUCGCAACUGUUUGUCUUCAAUUUUCAAAGUGAAAAACCAUUACAGCACUUGGAAUUUUGAGGAAAAUGAAUGGGAAUGGAAAUGGAAAUGGGAAUGGGAAUGGGAAUGGGCUGUGCUGUGUGUGCAAGCACCAGAGGAAGAUGAGGUGCGAGGAGAACUGUGUAUUCGCAGAGCAGCUUCCAUUGGAGAAGAAGGAAGAUUUCCAGAACCUUCAGAAGCUGUUUGGCGUACAGAAUUUGAUUAAGAUUGUGGGUACGGUUGAGGAUCAAUCGGAGAAGCACAGAGCUGUGCAAACCCUAAUUAUGGAGGCAAAGCUUAGGGCACAGAAUCCUGUGUACGGCCCCACCGCCGUUCAGGCCAAUCUCUCCGCGCAGCUCUCACUCGCCCAGCAGGAGCUCAAUCUCGUCACCAGAAUGCUCGCCUUCUACAAGGGAUCUAAACCAUCUUCGUCUUCAGCAGCACCUUCUUCAUCUUCAUCAGCACCACCUGCUCCUCCAUCCUGAAUGUUCUAUGAUCUUCAUCUCCAUAUUAUUAUU
Andrographis paniculata is the source of this 591-nucleotide messenger RNA. Its product is annotated as LOB domain-containing protein 7-like. Bases 121 to 558 code for a protein of 145 amino acids. NCBI's taxonomy places the organism in Eukaryota, Viridiplantae, Streptophyta, Magnoliopsida, Lamiales, Acanthaceae. The record is from RefSeq and is a predicted model, not a curated record. The transcript has 2 exons.